AUGUUCUGGUUCAAGCAAAUUAUUGGGCAAAUUCCUCAAGUUGGUGCAAGCAUGCAUAAAUUUGAGUUUCAGCCUAUAUUGCACAAGGAAUUUAUCAAUUCAAAUCUCAUUGUGGCGAAAGCUGAAGCUGACGGGAUAUAUCUCACAAUCCUAAAGAUGGAACCAACAGAUGAAGCCAUUUACUAUUGCGUUUAUAGGAUAGACUAUGAAGUCAACUUUAUCAAUGGGACCUUUUUAGUAUUAAGAGGGAAUGAGAAUAUAUUAAUGCCCUUUAUUUUUUGUUCAGUGUUCUUACAUCUUCAUAUGUUUUCUAUGUGUCUGUAUGAUUUUAUACAUUCAUGUGCAUUUUAGAAAGUGUUGUUUCAGAUAGAUUUAUAUGAAACUAUAAAUGUACCAUUUAGGUAAGAAUCAACAGAUGUCUGAUUACAAGACCGUGGUACAACAGCCAAUUUCUGACCCAUUCUACCCAUGAGAAAAUGUGACUCUGCAGUGUAAAGUACUCUCUGAGACCUGUACAGCAGAGCACAGUGUGUACUGGUUCAGAGCCGGAUCAGGAGAAUCCCAUCAAGGAGUCAUUUACACCCCUGGGAAUAGGAGUGAUGUGUGUGAGAAGAGCCCUGAGACUCCCUCUCCUACAAAGAGCUGUGUCUACAACCUCUCCAAGAACAACCUCAGUCUCUCUGAUGCUGGGACUUACUACUGUGCUGUGGCCACAUGUGGGGAGAUCCUGUUGUGCAACGGAACAAACCUGAAUAUUGGUAGGUAGUACAUAUUUAUAUAUCUAAAAUCUAAAACAUUCUUAACAACUGAAGCCAUUAUUGAAGAUUGAACAGCAUCAAUUCUUAAGGUUGUACACUUAAAAGUGUUAUAUAGAGCAUUAAUUUACUUAAGUAUGAAUGCCAAAACUAUGAUUUUGUUUUACAUUUCUAGAAAAAGCAACAGAUCCUGUAAUCAUUGCUCUGGGAGUGACCUCGGCUGUCUGUGUGAUUGGGAUCAUUAUCCUCAUCUGCACCAGACAUACUAGACCAGUUUGUGAACAUUGUGAAGGUGAGCUGCUUAACGUUGCAAAUUGUUGAGGAGUAUCUAAAAUUGUUCAGUAAAUUUCCCUUUGAGUCUUUAGUCAUUUUUAUGCUUUGUUUUUAUCCAUGGAAACAGUGGGUGCUUCUCAGCAUAUCGGGCAUGACAACUCAACUAGAGAAUCAAGCAGCCAGGUAAACACAGCAAAGUUGUCUAAUCAAUAUUGUCCAGAAAUGUAACAUGGCAUAACUUUUGUAAUGAGAUAUUUCCUAGAUUGAUUACUACUCCAGUUUGAUGAAAAUAUGAUUCUUCACAGGAUCAAGAUGCAGAUAUGUUGAAUUAUGCUGCACUGAAUUUCUCUGAGAGGAAAACUAAAAGAGGAAGAAAGAAGAGAGAGACACCACAGGAGAGUGUGUACUCUCAUGUCAGGUACUCAGACUGGGAGUGA
Coregonus sp. 'balchen' is the source of this 1465-nucleotide messenger RNA. The record is from the annotation of a GenBank genome assembly. Lineage: Eukaryota; Metazoa; Chordata; Actinopteri; Salmoniformes; Salmonidae.